AUGGCCGGGCCUGUUGCCUCCUCACCGCAGCCGGCGGCCUCAGCCCCAUCACCGCCGGUACACCCUGUAGUAGAGGCUGCCACGUCGAGCGCGGCUAACACUGCAACACCGUUGCCUCUCGUCUCAUCAUCAGCACCGCCACCACCGCAGACUACUCCAAUCGCGCUGGCGGAGGUGCCAGCACCGGCUUCCGCUACGGCCUGUGCGUCGACACUGCCGGCUCCUGCACCAGGCGUCAAUCAGACCGCCCCUGUGGCCGUCCCGACAAUACCACAAGGAACGAUGCAGAAAACUCUGUCAACCUCAUCCCCUGCUGCGAUCGCCACAACUGCUUGCAUCGUGCAGGAAACGAUGCGAGCGUUUCGACCUCAUCCUGCACCACCCACGUGUACUGUAAUUACGCCACACGCCGUCUUUCAGGAGGAAGAACAGAAAGUGGUGGUGUCGCCUCUGCCGCCAGUUCCUCCGAGAGAAGCAAAGAAGGUGCCCAGUGCGGCCGCCGGCUCUGCAGGUAACUGGCGCAACCGCUAUGACCUGCAGCCCUCUCCGUCCUCUGGCGCCGCGCAGCACUACGGCAGCGAUCCACUCGCCACCAACGCCGCCACCUCGAGCACGCGGCGGCAGUGGACGUCGAACGCCGUUAUCAAUUCACCCAAGCCAAUGAGUAACUGGCGAGAGACUUACUGGCAGCACGUCGAUGUCCAUCGCUACGUCGCGCGCCGCUAUUUCGGUGCUCCCCCGCCGCUGGAGCAGUGA
Molecule: messenger RNA, 756 nt
Organism: Leishmania braziliensis MHOM/BR/75/M2904
Lineage: Eukaryota; Euglenozoa; Kinetoplastea; Trypanosomatida; Trypanosomatidae
Exons: 1
Coding region: 1-756 (251 amino acids)
Source: RefSeq, a predicted model, not a curated record